Messenger RNA from Penicillium verhagenii, 588 nucleotides. RefSeq names its product ornithine decarboxylase antizyme. The record is from RefSeq and is a predicted model, not a curated record. Gene Ontology annotation, biological process: positive regulation of protein catabolic process. Gene Ontology annotation, cellular component: cytoplasm; nucleus. NCBI's taxonomy places the organism in Eukaryota, Fungi, Ascomycota, Eurotiomycetes, Eurotiales, Aspergillaceae. Gene Ontology annotation, molecular function: ornithine decarboxylase inhibitor activity. The transcript is spliced from 2 exons. The coding region runs from base 1 to 588 and encodes 195 amino acids.
AUGCGAAGUCCUUCCCUCGAUCUUCCCACCAGCGUAGAGCGAAGCUGGCCUGGGAAUAAUUGGCCCGAGUACAAAGGGGAGGCAACACGCACUAUUCCGGAAGAGUGUGAGAGACUUUUCUGCGACAAACUGUUCACGACAUUCCUUGGUGAGGGGACUGCCAUGACACAGGAGUCGCUAGGAAUGGGUGUGUUCCAAAAUAUUCAGGCGAAUGACAUGAGGCCUAUCCAUGAUCGAAUCCGCCGUUGGAUUGAAGUGUGGGAUUACACUAGUGAUGCCAUCUACCGUGGGUUUGUGGCAGAUGUAGACGGAGAGCAGACCCUCUUUGUAUUCCUCGAAGAUGGUGCACUUGAUCAUGGUUUGAAAUCUGGAUUGAUAGCCCUCUUCGAACUGGCGGGAAUGGAUGCGUUUGACUGUUCUCAAAUCGUUGCCUGUGUCAAGCGUUCCCAACAGACCAACGAAAUGGAGCUUGUCCGGAGCCUUGGAUGGUGUGGAUUCAGUCUGACUACGCUAGGGCCAUGGGCCACAAGCGGGGACUUGGGCCCAUCGCUGAGCACUAAAUGGCUAUUCUUAGUCGCUGAAAUCUAG